AUUUAUUCUUUUUUGCAGUAUUAUUUUGAGGACAGAUAUGACUUGGUCAAGUUCAUUAAGCUGGUUCAACAAGCUGGCCUUUAUGUCCAUCUCCGGAUUGGCCCCUAUGUUUGUGCUGAAUGGAACUUUGGGGGAUUUCCUGUCUGGUUGAAAUAUGUUCCUGGCAUUGAAUUUAGAACAGAUAAUGAACCUUUCAAGGUUGCUAUGCAAAAAUUCACAGAGAAGAUAGUCAGCAUGAUGAAGGCAGAAAACUUGUUUGAAACUCAGGGAGGUCCAAUAAUUCUGUCGCAGAUAGAGAAUGAAUUUGGACCUGUUGAGUGGGAAAUUGGAGCUCCUGGUAAAGCUUACGCCAAAUGGGCUGCACAAAUGGCAGUGGGGCUCGGCACAGGAGUCCCAUGGGUUAUGUGCAAGCAAGAUGAUGCCCCUGACCCAAUAAAUACCUGCAAUGGCUGGUACUGUGAAAACUUCAAACCAAAUCAGAAAUACAAACCAAAAAUGUGGACAGAAAACUGGACAGGCUGGUAUACGGAAUUUGGAGGUGCCACUCCUAAUAGACCAGCAGAGGAUUUGGCAUUUUCAGUUGCAAGAUUCAUACAGAAUGGUGGUUCAUUUGUUAAUUAUUACAUGUACCAUGGAGGAACCAAUUUUGGACGGACUGCUGGCGGCUUCAUUGCUACCAGCUAUGACUAUGAUGCUCCUAUUGAUGAAUAUGGGCUAGUAAGGGAACCAAAGUAUGGACAUUUAAGAGACUUGCAUAAAGCCAUUAAAUCAUGUGAAUCAGCUUUAGUUUCUGCUGAUCCUACUGUUAAAUCACUUGGAAACAGCCAAGAGGCUCAUGUUUUCAAGUCGAACUCAGGGGCAUGUGCAGCAUUCCUUGCAAACUAUGACACAAAAUCCCCAGCAAAAGUUACGUUUGGUAAUAAGCAAUAUGACCUACCACCCUGGUCCAUCAGCGUUCUUCCUGACUGCAAAACUGCAGUUUUCAAUACUGCCAGGGUUGGUGCCCAAAGCUCACAGAAGAAGAUGAUACCUGUUAAUAGUGCAUUUUCUUGGCAGUCAUACAAUGAAGACAGCCCCUCUGCAGAUGAUGAUGGCACCUUUGCAAAUCAUGGGCUGUGGGAACAGACAAAUGUCACCAGAGAUACUACAGACUACUUGUGGUACAUGACAGAUGUAAAUAUAAGUCCUAAUGAAGCCUUCCUGAAGAGUGGACAAGAUCCUCAGCUUUCCAUUUGGUCAGCAGGUCAUGCUUUACAUGUUUUCAUUAAUGGUCAACUAUCAGGAACUGUGUAUGGUGGAUUGGAAAAUCCAAAAUUGACAUUUAACCAAAAUAUCAAGCUGAGAGCUGGCAUUAACAAGCUGUCUUUGUUAAGCAUUGCAGUGGGACUCCCGAAUGUUGGCACUCAUUAUGAGAAAUGGAAUGCUGGUGUUCUAGGCCCUGUAACAUUGAAGGGCUUGAAUGAGGGGACAAGAGACUUAUCUGGACAGAAAUGGUCUUACAAGAUUGGUCUCAAAGGCGAAGCUUUGAACCUUCAUACGGUUAGUGGAAGCUCAUCUGUUGAGUGGGUGGAAGGGUCACUAUUGGCACAUAAACAACCUUUGACAUGGUAUAAGACAACCUUUAGUGCACCACAAGGAAAUGACCCAUUGGCCUUAGAUAUGAGUAGCAUGGGAAAAGGUCAAAUAUGGAUAAAUGGACAAAGCAUUGGACGCCAUUGGCCAGGAUAUAUAGCGCAUGGUAAUUGUGGUGCUUGUAACUAUGCUGGAACCUAUGAUGACAAGAAAUGCAGGACCAACUGUGGGGAGCCUUCUCAAAAAUGGUACCAUGUUCCCCGUUCUUGGCUGAAUCCAGGUGGAAAUCUCAUGGUUGUGUUUGAAGAAUGGGGUGGCAAUCCAACAGGAAUUUCUUUGGUCAAAAGAACCACAGCAAGUUAAGUCUCCGGUCUGACCAACUUCAGUACAUAUUUCACUUCUCAAAGUCUAAGUAUUUUUCAUUAAUGCUACAUAAAGCUCAAGUGAACCAUAUCGCGAAGCUGAUAUGGACUCCACUCUACUAGAGGGCAAUAAAGUUCAAAAAUUACUAGAAUCAGUUUUGGAAAGCUGAAUAUAAAGGUUGUGAAGUGUUUAGAAAGAUACUUUAUAUAUGUGCAUGGGCAACCUGUUAUUUGUCCCAUUCAGUUUCUUACAUUCUACUUCGGAUUGCUUUUUCUUCUUGGAACCAACUUGUCAAUGUAAGUUCCAGUAGAAAGCUAUUUCAUUGUCUUCAUUCUGUAACAAUAAAUAGGGAGUAAUAAAGGCAAGUUCUUGAAUUGUAUUUGAUCAAAUUAGCUCUUCUUUUCUGUUUCGCUUCAUACUGUAAACAGGAUUCAUUUCUUGUGAAAGAAUGUAGAAAGAAAAUGUUAAGAUUUAU
Messenger RNA from Rubroshorea leprosula, 2410 nucleotides. The record is from the annotation of a GenBank genome assembly. NCBI's taxonomy places the organism in Eukaryota, Viridiplantae, Streptophyta, Magnoliopsida, Malvales, Dipterocarpaceae.